This is a messenger RNA of Labrus bergylta (ballan wrasse), 3400 nucleotides long. NCBI's taxonomy places the organism in Eukaryota, Metazoa, Chordata, Actinopteri, Labriformes, Labridae. The record is from RefSeq and is a predicted model, not a curated record.
CAGCAGAGCUGAAAAAGAGCUGUGAGGUCAUGGCAGCUGCCAGUGUGAGCAGACCUGGCAGUUCCCAGACCACUGAAAAGUCUCAGCUGAUCUUAAAAGUGGUGUCAGCGAAGCCUCAGUCUCCCAAGCUGCCUAACCGUCACUCUCGGCUCAGCUCCUUUGUGGAGGUGACGGCCGACGGCCUGACCAGUGAAACCAAAAAAACAGGCAAACGCAGCGGGCACCUCGAGCUGCAGUGGAAUGAAGACCUCACCCUAAAUGUGACGCCUCAGAGUCGUCUGGACCUGAAGCUGUGGAGCUGCCACACCCUGAGGAAGGAGCUUCUGGGCUGCGCCACCAUAGACCUGCUGGACACACUGCGCACACAUGACGGCAAGAUGGAGAACGUCCAGUUGAGUCUGGUGCUGCAGACGGAGAACAAAGGCUCGGUUGUAGCGGGAGGAGAGCUCAACGUCUGUUUGGACGGCAUGGUUGUUGAUCUGGGCACGCUGCCCAAUGGCACAGCAGCAGACAAGAUACUGCAGGCAGACAGACCCAACCUGAGGAGGACACAGAGCGAGGAGACUCCUUGUGCAGCUGGACCAAACAACAGGAGUAACCGGCACUCAGUGGGGGGUUCACAGGGUGGCUCUCCCGGGUGCACCAGAGGGGUCUCUUUGACUAACGGGGAGCUGAGUGAGGAGCAGAUCACCGGGCCUGAUGGUUCAUCCGUUCGCCUUCGACCUUCUAAGAGUCACGGCAGCCCUGGAAGCAGCGCAGACAAAGUUGAGUUGACUUCUAACGGGCUGGAGAAUAGUCGUGGGAGCGUGGCCCGUCACACGCCUCCUCCGCCCUCACCGUCAGGCCGCUCCCCGGCAGCCAGCAGUAGCAGCAGCAGCCCCUCUCCAGGUCAGGACGCCCUCGCUCUGGCUGCGCCAUCAGAGCCCGGCCCCAACGCCACCCCUAACAGUGAACAGGCCAGCAACAGCAACACAGAAUCCAAUAAUGAGUCGCUUCCGGCAGGCUGGGAGCAGAGGGUGUUGCCUCAUGGCCGAGUAUAUUACGUUGACCACAACACCAAAACCACGACAUGGGAGAGACCACUGCCACCAGGCUGGGAGAAACGAGUGGACCAGCGGGGCAGGUUCUAUUACGUGGACCACAACACCAGAACCACCACAUGGCAGAGGCCCACAGCCGAGUCUGUGCGAAACUACCAGCAGUGGCAGAGCCAGCGUAGUCAGCUGCAGGGCGCAAUGCACCAGUUCAGCCAGCGCUUCCUCUACCAGCCGUCUGGUGCACCGGUGGAAAAUGAUCCUCUGGGCUCAAUGCCUCCUGGAUGGGAGAAGCGUCAGGACAAUGGCAGAGUGUACUUUGUCAACCACAACACACGGACAACACAGUGGGACGAUCCUCGGACCCAAGGGAUGAUCAAGGAGCACCCCCUGCCACCGGGCUGGGAGAUGAAGUACACCGCCGAGGGAGUCCGAUAUUUUGUGGACCACAACUCGCGCACCACCACCUUUAAAGACCCCCGCCCCGGGUUUGAGUCAGGGUCUCGGCAAGGUGGUUCACCUGGCGCAUACGAUCGCAGCUUCAGGUGGAAAUACCACCAGUUCCGUUUCCUAUGCCAUUCCAAUGCCUUGCCCAGCCACGUCAAGAUCUCUGUGUCCAGGCAGACGCUGUUUGAAGACUCGUUCCAGCAGAUCAUGAAUGUGAAGCCCUACGACCUUCGGCGCAGACUCUACAUCAUCAUGAGAGGAGAGGAAGGGCUGGACUACGGCGGGGAUCGCCAGUGGUUCUUCCUGCUGUCCCACGAGGUGCUGAACCCCAUGUACUGCCUGUUCGAAUACGCCGGCAAGAACAACUACUGUCUGCAAAUCAACCCUGCCUCCUCCAUCAACCCCGACCACCUCACAUACUUCCGCUUCAUCGGACGCUUCAUUGCCAUGGCGCUGUACCACGGGAAGUUCAUCGACACGGGCUUCACACUACCGUUCUAUAAGCGAAUGCUGGACAAGAAACCCACCCUGAAAGACCUGGAGUCCAUAGACCCUGAGUUUUUUAACUCCAUCAUGUGGGUCAAAGAGAACAACCUGGAGGAGUGUGGCGUGGAGCUGUAUUUUGCACAGGACAUGGAGAUCCUCGGGAAGGUUUCCACCCACCAGCUGAAAGACGACGGCGAGAAUGAGCUAGUCACAGAGGAGAACAAGGAAGAGUACAUCGGCCUGCUGACAGACUGGAGGUUCACUCGCGGAGUAGAGGAGCAGACCAAAGCCUUCCUGGAUGGCUUCAACGAGGUGGUUCCUCUGGAGUGGCUCCGCUACUUUGAUGAAAAGGAGCUGGAGCUCAUGCUGUGCGGAAUGCAGGAGAUCGAUAUGGCUGAUUGGCAGAAGAACACCAUCUAUAGACAUUACACCAAGAACAGCAAGCAGAUCCACUGGUUCUGGCAGGUGGUGAAGGAGAUGGACAACGAGAAGAGAAUCCGUCUGCUUCAGUUCGUGACAGGAACGUGCCGGCUGCCUGUCGGAGGCUACGCUGAACUCAUAGGAAGUAACGGUCCCCAGAAGUUCUGCAUAGACAAGGUGGGGAAGGAGACUUGGCUUCCAAGAAGCCACACAUGCUUCAAUCGUCUGGAUCUGCCGCCCUACAGAAGCCUGGAACAGCUCCGAGAGAAACUCCUGUUCGCCAUCGAGGAGACGGAGGGAUUCGGACAGGAGUGACGCGAGAAAAGAAACGGAGAAAAUUCAAUUAAAUGGGAUAGUUUUUCUUAUUAAUAUAAUUAUUUUGCAUUUGUUAAUCACAGGGCUGAUCACCUGUUGCCCUUCACCUUGAGAAAGUCUGUGAACUGAAUCAUAGGAGAAAAGUUGGAGGACGAGUGUGCUCGCAUGUGUGUACACGUGUGUGUGUGCGUGUGUGUGCUUGCAUACAUUACCGCUACUGUGUACAUGCAUAUAAAUGGUGUGUAUGUGUGUGAGUUGGAAGGAUGGCACAUGAAGAUAGUUUUAUAUGAUGAGAAGCUCAAACGCUCCCCCCACACCUACACCUCUACUCACUGCUUAGAAACGCACCGAAAUCAGACGACAGGAUAGUUUAAAUGUCACAACAGCACAGCUUCCCCUCCAAUGCAGUAUAACAUAUCUACCAGAGAGACGUACAUUUCUAACAUUUAAAGUGACAGAGAGAGAGAAAGAGAGAGGCAGUGUAUGAGAAGACCUUGUUUGUGUGUUUGUGUGUGAUGUGUGUGUGUGUGCGUGCGUGCGUGCGCAAGAGGCAGGGAGCUGUUAUCAUGAACCAGCGCACCUCUGUGACAGAGGCCAGAGAGAUGAGAUGUGAUUUUAUUUUUCAUUUUUUCAUGUUACUUGUGAAAUUCAGCAUUUUUCUCCUGUACAUAGCUCAAAUAAAUGAGAUUUCAAUCCUG